This is a messenger RNA of Bactrocera latifrons, 573 nucleotides long. RefSeq names its product NADH dehydrogenase [ubiquinone] 1 alpha subcomplex subunit 2 (gene ND-B8). The record is from RefSeq and is a predicted model, not a curated record. The coding region runs from base 150 to 494 and encodes 114 amino acids. Lineage: Eukaryota; Metazoa; Arthropoda; Insecta; Diptera; Tephritidae. The transcript has 3 exons.
GCUUGAUGAUAAAUCUGACACAUCUCUGUGACAAAGUUGUUCAAUCAAAAUUGCUUCUAAAUGUCAAAAAUAUAAACAACAGUUCCCAGUAACAAAGGAGACAACAUUUAUAUUGAACAUAUACAUUUUUUAACAACCAGAGUUAAAAAAUGCGUGCUUCUAUUGUCCGUUUGACUAAAGUGUCUCCAAAAUUAAAGGAGCUACGUAUACACCUUUGUCAAUCGGGUGAAGCUUCAAAAGGAGCAAGGAUAGAGCACACUUUCCUAUAUACAUAUAUAAGUAAAAAGCCAUCAUUUUUUAGGGAAUACGUGGAGAAAUUUUAUCCAAAUCUUAAGAAGAACAACCCAGAAUUGCCAAUUUUAAUACGAGAAUGUUCAGGGAUUCAGCCGCGAUUAUGGGCACGAUAUGUUCUAGGUAAAGAAACUUCCGUUCCUUUGACGAAUCAAUCGGCACCAGAAAUUCAAAAGCAAGUURAAGCUGUAGCAAAAGCGUAAAUUUAUAUAUUUUUGACUACAAGCCAAAUCUGUGAACAUAUGUUUAUCUAAAUAAUAAAAUAUAAUAAAGAAACAUUAA